Agrilus planipennis (emerald ash borer) is the source of this 2023-nucleotide messenger RNA. RefSeq names its product serine/threonine-protein phosphatase PP2A 65 kDa regulatory subunit (gene Pp2A-29B). Gene Ontology annotation, biological process: protein dephosphorylation. The record is from RefSeq and is a predicted model, not a curated record. The transcript is spliced from 8 exons. Gene Ontology annotation, cellular component: cytoplasm; protein phosphatase type 2A complex. The coding region runs from base 164 to 1942 and encodes 592 amino acids. Gene Ontology annotation, molecular function: protein phosphatase regulator activity; protein binding. Lineage: Eukaryota; Metazoa; Arthropoda; Insecta; Coleoptera; Buprestidae.
AAAUAACGAUUUCUUUUUAAUAAUGAGCAAAGAAACAAGAAAUAAAAAAAAUUGUGAUUAAUUUCACUUGACAGUACGUGCGAGAUUCAUAAUUAUCAUAAAUUCGUGAGAAAUUGUCGUUGCAAAGCUGACAAUAGCGAUACAGAAAGAAUCCAACCUAACAAUGGCAGCCAGCGACUCAGCGGGCGAUGAUUCGUUGUAUCCUAUCGCCGUAUUAAUUGAUGAAUUAAAAAAUGAAGAUGUUCAACUUCGAUUAAACUCCAUCAAAAAGCUUUCAACCAUCGCCCUAGCAUUAGGUGUAGAACGUACAAGAUCAGAGCUAAUUCCGUUUUUAACUGAAACCAUUUAUGAUGAAGAUGAAGUACUUCUAGCUUUAGCUGAACAACUUGGAAAUUUCACUACACUUGUGGGGGGGCCUGAGUAUGCAUACUGUUUACUGCCACCUCUUGAAAGCUUGGCAACAGUUGAAGAAACUGUUGUGAGAGAGAAAGCAGUUGAAUCACUUAGAACUGUUGCCCAACAACAUAGUCCUGCUGAUUUAGAACAACACUUUGUUCCACUAUUACAACGAUUAGCUGCUGGAGAUUGGUUUACAUCUAGAACAUCAGCAUGUGGACUUUUUUCAGUCUGUUAUUCUCGAGUAUCUCCAUCAAUGAAAGAAAAUCUAAGGUCACAUUUUAGGGCACUUUGCCAAGAUGAUACUCCUAUGGUACGUAGGGCUGCUGCAUCAAAAUUAAGUGAACUGGCACAAGUUGUUGAACUAGAAUAUUUGAAAUCUGACCUUAUACCAAUGUUUGUUAAUCUUGCACAAGAUGAACAGGAUUCUGUUAGACUUCUAGCAGUAGAUGCAUGUGUUAGCAUUGCAAAUCUUUUGCCUCAAGAAGAUGUGGAGCAGCUUGUGAUGCCCACAUUAAGGCAAUGUACAGGUGACAAUUCUUGGAGGGUGCGUUAUAUGGUAGCUGAAAAAUUUACAGAACUGCAAAAAGCUGUUGGUCCAGAUAUAACCCGUACCGAUCUGGUACCUGCAUUCCAAAGUCUCCUGAAGGACUCCGAAGCGGAGGUUCGUGCCGCAGCCGCUAACAAAGUUAAAGAUUUCUGCCAAAAUCUAGACAAGGCUCACCAAGAAAGUUUAAUAAUGAACAAUAUUCUGCCUUGCGUUAAGGAUCUUGUGUCUGAUCCAAAUCAGCAUGUUAAGUCGGCUCUAGCGUCUGUUAUAAUGGGACUAAGUCCCAUUUUGGGCAGACAAAAUACUGUUGACCAUCUAUUACCCCUGUUUCUUUCACAAUUAAAAGAUGAAUGUCCUGAAGUUAGACUGAACAUCAUCUCAAACUUGGAUUGCGUCAACGAAGUCAUAGGAAUUCAGCAAUUGUCUCAAAGUCUGUUACCUGCCAUAGUUGAAUUGGCUGAAGACUCUAAAUGGCGUGUGAGGUCUGCCAUCAUAGAAUAUAUGCCACUUUUAGCUGGCCAGCUUGGUCAAGAAUUCUUCGACGAGAAGCUAAAUUCACUCUGCAUGACAUGGUUGAUGGACCACGUCUUUGCCAUCCGUGAGGCAGCUACAUUGAAUUUGAAGAAACUGGUAGAACAAUUCGGAUCAGAAUGGGCCGAGAACACGAUAAUACCGAAGGUGCUGGCGAUGUCACGCGACCAAAAUUAUCUCUACAGGAUGACGUGCCUGUUUUGUAUCAACGUAUUGGCCGAAGCCUGCGGAACGGAUAUAACUACACGUCUUCUUUUGCCGACAGUGUUGAGUAUGGCCGGUGAUAAAGUGGCCAACGUGAGAUUCAAUGUGGCCAAGACUUUACAAAAGAUUUCGCCUCAUUUAGACCAGGCUGUGAUCCAGCCCCAGGUUAAACCAAUACUUGACAAACUCAAUGCCGACCCGGAUAUAGACGUCAAGUAUUCCGCAUCCGAAGCCAUUGCGGGAAUUGCAGGUUUAGGUUGAAGAUGUAGGUCCACUGUUUAGUAUCAGUUUCGUGUGACUUCAAGACCAAGUCUUAUCAUCAAUAAUUAUUAUUAAAUUUAC